This is a messenger RNA of Pochonia chlamydosporia 170, 1830 nucleotides long. RefSeq names its product cell cycle regulatory protein (Srw1). Bases 1 to 1830 code for a protein of 609 amino acids. Gene Ontology annotation, molecular function: ubiquitin ligase activator activity; anaphase-promoting complex binding; protein binding. Gene Ontology annotation, biological process: positive regulation of ubiquitin protein ligase activity; anaphase-promoting complex-dependent catabolic process; positive regulation of anaphase-promoting complex-dependent catabolic process. The transcript is spliced from 3 exons. The record is from RefSeq and is a predicted model, not a curated record. NCBI's taxonomy places the organism in Eukaryota, Fungi, Ascomycota, Sordariomycetes, Hypocreales, Clavicipitaceae. Gene Ontology annotation, cellular component: anaphase-promoting complex.
AUGACGUUGCAAGCAGAGACGUCCGCCUCUUUGUCUGCGCCCUUGCUUGACUCUCAAAGUGAUGAAUCAAAACCAGAUUUGGUUUCGGCUCCUGACGGCACUGCCACACCGCCAGCUGUUGAAAGAGGCCGACUAGAAUCGAAAAUUGGCUAUGAGAGCGGCAGUUCUAGACGAAUACGUAAUAGAACAAUCACAAGCGACACAUUACGGCCGACGGAUCUUGACGCUGGUGCUGUCGACAGUGCUUUGCUGCGAGAGCUUCAGCGGCCGCAUCGGGAGAGCACACCUAGUGCUAGCCCGCACCGAAAGAGGCAAAGAAUAAACGGAGAUCGAUUUAUUCCAACUCGCUCGGGCCAAGACCUGCAGGCUAGCUUCAGCCUAUUACAUGAAGAUGGUUCACCUGCUACCCCCUCUAGGCAGAAGAAGAGAACACCCCAUGGGGAACUGCAUUUUCAAAAAACCGAGGAGGCCAACCGGACAUUCUCAACUCUGCUUCGGGCCGAGCUCUUUGAGAAUUCUGUGCCGCAACAAAAUCAACCGACUCAUUCCCCGGAGAAUACGACUAGAAAUCCUUCCGCAGCACAGCCUAACCAUGCAACACGAGCGCGCACACCCCCAACCAAUCCCACUUCAUCUCUCCCUUCAUCACUCACUCCCUCAACGCCUCAUAAGAAUCUGUUUUCAUAUGUGUCCCCUCGGCACCAAGGCCAUGUAGCGGUUCACCCAACGCCUUCUAAGACGCCUCAAAGUCGCCAUGGCCCAAAUUUGGAUACGAGAGCAGAAAUAUAUAGCCUAUCACCAGUUCGAUUUGGAAGCCAGCAACUUUUACUAAGCCCACGUCGACAACCUCGAGCUGUGAGCAAGGUGCCAUAUAAGGUCCUUGAUGCGCCUGAAUUGGCCGAUGACUUUUAUCUGAACUUGGUGGACUGGGGAAGUGCCAACGUCUUGGGAGUGGGCCUUGGGUCUAGUGUGUAUAUGUGGAAUGCCCAAACAAGCAAGGUCAACAAGUUAUGCACUUUAGAGGAUGACACUGUGACAAGUGUCUCCUGGAUACAGAAAGGUACACAUCUUGCAAUUGGGACAGGAAAAGGCCUGGUACAGAUCUGGGAUGCUGAGAAAACAAGGCGGCUCAGAACAAUGACUGGCCACACGGCUCGAGUGGGUUCUUUAGCUUGGAACACACAUAUUCUCACAUCGGGAUCUCGCGACAGAUUGAUAUACCACCGAGAUGUCCGAGCGCCCGAUCAAUGGCUGAGGAAACUGGUUGGUCACAAACAGGAGGUUUGCGGGCUGAAAUGGAACUGCGAGGAUGGUCAACUCGCUAGCGGAGGCAACGACAACAAGCUGAUGGUGUGGGAUAAGUUAUCGGAGUCGCCGUUAUGGAAGUUCUCUGAUCACACAGCCGCUGUUAAAGCUAUCUCCUGGUCUCCCCAUCAACGUGGUCUCCUAGCGUCAGGCGGUGGCACUGCGGAUAGGAGAAUCAUAUUUCACGAUACAGUCAAGGGUACCGUCGUCAACGAAAUCGACACCGGAAGCCAGGUUUGUAACAUCGCUUGGUCGAAAAACUCCAACGAGAUCGUGUCUACCCAUGGAUAUAGCCAGAAUCAAAUUGUGGUCUGGAAGUACCCGUCAAUGACACAGGUCGCUAGUCUUACCGGACAUACAUAUCGUGUUUUGUAUCUGGCAAUGAGCCCAGACGGCCGGGUCGUUGUUACUGGCGCCGGUGAUGAGACUUUGAGAUUCUGGUCGAUUUUCGGUCGUCGCUCCGGAAGUAGAGAAGAUGGAGAAACGGGCGGCGGCAAAUUCGCAGACUGGGGCGUCAUCAGAUAA